CACUUCUGCUAUUGCGAUUCACUUGCAGUUCUGUAAAAUAAACGAAAACGCAAUAAUAGGCAUACAAAAACAUUAAAAAGCCAAUAAAGUAAAAGCAAUAGCAAACGCAAGCUAGCUAAAAUAGUUCUACCAUCUCGUAUAGUUUUCAACGUGGCUGUGAGAUCGCUGUGAAAUCCAAUUAGAAUUUUGUGUUUUGUGUGAGUGUUUUUUUUGUUUUUCUUUCUUGGGGCGGGGGUUGCUACGAGUGUUGAGGAGAGUGUUACAAAAGUGGUUUUUCAUUAUAUGCGGAAAGUGUCGGAUAUUCCAGACCCCUAUAUUACUACUACCAAUUUUAUUGCUUUGCAAAAAUGCUUAGCAUGAGCAAUAGAGUGCUAGAAAUAAUUUCAGUGAUAUGCGUUCUUUUCCAUACAGUUAAUUGUAAGCACGUUGUUAUAACGGCACCUAAACAUAUCCUUCUUGGAUCGACUGUGAACGUAUCGGCCACACUCUAUGAUGGCAAUAAAGUGGCCGAAAAGGGCACCUACAAAUUUGCGUGGAAGGCGAGCGGUGGCCAAAAAGAGGAAUUCGCGAUCUCUGAACCGAUCAGCAAUUGGACUGUAAAAUAUCCCAGGGUUGCAUCAAAACUCGGGACUCAUCGUUUGGAAGUCACCGUUUACGAGGAAUACAUCGUGUGGUUUUCAGUUGCUCAAGCUGAACAAAACUUCGAACUCGUCGAUUCGCUGACGGGCAGCUUGCAGUUGAUACAGCAUGAAAAGGUGCGCCAGGAGGAUUUUGUGUCCACACAGGAAAUAGUAAAUCACCGCAUUGAUCUGUGGCCGGCUGAUUAUAAUUUUUUAGAGGAGAAUAACUACUAUGUCAAUACCUAUUGGUUCCAAAAUUGUACAUAUCUGGGCAUGUCGCAUGCCUAUGAAUAUCAAGCAAUAUACCCCGAGGCUAAUCAAUACUAUAACAUUGGAGUUUUGGUUGUUGCCUCACCCAAUGCCCCGCCAGAGCCCACAACAUCAACGACAACCACAACAACGACGACGACGACGACGACAACUACCACUACAACAACUACAACUUCUACUACCUCGACGACAACGCCCGCAACAACAACAACGUCGACUACUCCCGCGUCAACCACAACAACACUAGCCACAACCACACAUCCAGCUACAACAACAACAACAAAGCCAACAACGACAACAAAGCCAAAUCAAUCGCGUCGUCGCAGACGUGACUUGAACCAAACAAUGCACGCAAAUGCCGCAUUGCUUGGUUUGAAUUUAUCAGAUGCCAAACAAAAACAACUCGAGAGCAACAACAACACUGCUGAUGCCAACUCAUCCGUUGCUUUAAUAAAUCCCUUGGGCGUGCGUAAGAUUCAGCUAUUGCCAGCUCCGGCGCCGCCUUUCAAUUGCAUCGAUGGCAACGUGAUUGCUAAAGAUGCAAACAACACUUAUGGCGUUUUCCAACAUCGUAUUAUCUCCAAAACACCCAUUUCCAAUUUUGGCACCACCGGCAAGAAUUGGGUGGAGCACUGGAAGCUCACGGAACUCAAAGUCAAUUUCAAGGGCUCUCCGCCUUUCGAAUACUGCACAUUGGCGUUUAAUGCACCUUACAAUGCCACAGGCAACGAGACGUGCAGCCCAUAUAUUAAGCAAGACCAAAACGAAAUUGACUUUAGGCGCUACUAUGUAGAGAGCCGGGCCAUAUUGUUUUUCAUACGCAACGAAGUUUCGGAGACUGUCAAUCAGGUCACCGUCAAUAUCUAUGAAGCCAAACGACAGUCACAACUCUCAGUGGUAGUUGUGCCCAUUGCUUGCACUCUCGUCGCCGUUUGUCUAGUCAUCUUUGGCGCUGCAUACUAUAUUCAAAGUGGCAAUCGGUUUAAUGUGGAGGUGGCUGAUUUCAAUUUCGGUGACACGCAAUCGGUGGACAUGGAAUACAAGACAUUCCAGCAGCGAUUGAUUGACAGCAUACGCGAUGCGUGGCCAUGGCCCAGGUGGCGUCGCUAUUCACAGUCUAGCACGGAUCUCAUUGCCGAUCAGCCAUCACCACGUGAAGGCGGUGGAUUUGGCGAUAAUGCUGGCGAAGUGGACAGCAGUUUGCGCUACAAUACGUUCAAUUAAUUACUCUUAUUGCGAUCGCUAUUGUAGCAUUAUUUGUUAUAUAAUCGUAUCAUUUAACCGAUUUAAUUUAAUUUAAUUUACUAGUCGUAAGUUAUCAAAUUUGAUUUUUGAAUCGGUGAGUUUCGUACUUUUUAC
Molecule: messenger RNA, 2249 nt
Organism: Drosophila albomicans
Lineage: Eukaryota; Metazoa; Arthropoda; Insecta; Diptera; Drosophilidae
Exons: 7
Coding region: 348-2114 (588 amino acids)
Source: RefSeq, a predicted model, not a curated record